UGAACUAGCAAUUCUACAUUUUGAAGGGAAAACGCCUCCAGUGAAGGCGAAAAAAACUUUGAAAGUCAGCAGACUUGGGGGGCUUCUAAUCGUCUUUCACGUUCUUUAUCGACUGACGAAGUCACCAGGCCAUUCAUCAUUUUCUUCUUUUUUUUCAGUCAAAGCAUGCGUUCCAGCAAGACCCAGAUUGCUUCAAGAUAUCAAGUUUGAGUAAACAUGAAAACACAAUAGGAUAGACGCGUAGGCGGGCAUUUUCUAAAGAACCCUGGUACACCGAAUUUUUGAGUUUGGUCGUGGUUUAUUUUCUUAGACCAAAUUUCGUUUCGAUUGUCGGUUACGAGCACAAACGUGUUACCUGUGUGUCACUUUGAAUAAACACUUCCAAAGACUAUUUGUACAUUUCUGGGGCAUAACAUUCGUGCGAAACUUGUAAUCUUGAUGGAAACAUUUCUUCCUUUGACUCACUCAUCAAAGGGUUAAUCAACUUCCCGUAGUUCAGUAGGCUUAGCUCAGUAAGCAUGCAGUUACACAUUAACGACCCCAUUAUCAAACUGGCCUACUGUACUUUGUUAUAUAUCGGGCAGUUAACAAGUUGAUUGAAAAGAAACGCCUGUGUGUUGCCCAGCAACGCAUCAGAGUUCAGCUCCCGAGAUACUGUUUCAUACCUGAGUCAUCAAAAGGUCACCGCUUUUCUACAUUGUGCAUGCAAUAAAGUUCACCACUUGCGUUGAAAGAAUUUUGGCACGUCGUUUAUAUUUAGCUCGCUAGCUAAACAUACGUUCUCGCAUGUCACCUAGCCAUACAUUCACAGCUGAAGGGUAAUUAAUCCAAGGUUUCCGGAAUUCGGAAUCACAUCUGGAUUUUCAAGCAGACAUGAUGGGUCGACACAAGGCCUACAGAAGCAAUCCUAAUAAAAGAAGACGUAUACGCUUCGUGCCCCAAUGGCUGGAGAAACACGCGGUGUCAGAUGGGGAACAACUACCAUCGGCCAAUUCCGUCAAUGACCCAGAGGCUCUCAGAGAACUCAUCCACUACACAGCAGAGGGGAACGUGAUCGCAGUCAGGUUAUUAGCAAGGGCCGGCGUCAACGUGAACAUGACCGACGAAGAUGGGUGGACGGCGCUACACUACGCGGCCGAUGAGGCGCAGCGGGACGUGGCGCGGCUCCUGGUGGAGGAGUGCGGAGCGGACAGCUCCAUCAGAUGCCAGGAGGGGCUCUCGGCAGCCGACGUGGCGCGGAUGGAUGGGAACUUCGACAUGGAGAAAUUGCUGAAUCCGUCUGCUUUGUCUUCAUCAUCAUCACCACCAACCUCACCCCCUGCCAGAUUCACAUCGUCUACCCCAUCCACAUCUUCGCAAGAAUCCGGAUAACACAGAUUUGGACAGGAUUUCCAGCCAAAUUUUAAGUUCGAAUUCUUGCAGUGGAUGUUCAAAAUAGUUCUUAAGUUAAAAAACAAAUGUUCAAUAUAAACGUUUAUCCUGCCCCAAAAUGGCUGUUUGAAAGACCGACACAAAUCUAGCUUCCAACCCUUUAGUAAAUAUGUAUCAAAAAUCCUUUUUUUUUAAUCAAUAAUAAAAAUUAAAGAACAGAAGAAAAGAAAACUGACCGAACAGGGAACUAAAUGAUCCUGAGAAGACACACAGUGAAGUUAAUGCAAAGGAAUGUUUGUAAUGUUGAGAUAUUAAUUUUAGAGAUUACUUCAUAUACCAGAACUUAAUUUCUCCUUUUUCCUCAUUUCAAGCAGAAAAUGUACAAAUACAGUUUAUUCCAAAUAAAACAGCUAUUCUGACAAAAAGAUUGCACUUAGGCUGUGCAUUGUGGGGACAGGUUUUGUCCCUUAUAUUUUGUAAAUGUAUAUAACUUCUUGGUUGCCUCUUUUUAAAUAAUUUUCUAAAUGUAACAUAUAUGAAAAAUACUGCAAAAACAAUGACAAAACAUAAACAAUUCUUGUACCUACUGAUUAACCGUUUUCAGUACAUGUAUUGAAAAGAUGAUAGCUUCGUAUCCGUAUUCUUGUGCAGAAAAACAAAUGGCACUUUAUAAAAUAUUAAAUAAAAAACGCGGCUUGUGUGCAUUGCUUUUCCAUUAAACCUUUCUACUAGAAUAUUCUACUUGACUUUGAACAAUUUCACCAAACUUUUUAGAACUUUAACAAGAAAUUCCUUCAUUGAAACAAAUGUCACUGUUAAUAUUUGUACUGUCACAUUACCUAAUUGAUGUACCACUUACUUACCAAGGCACCUUCCAAAAAGGCCUUUGAACAAUUAACAGGUCUGAGAGAUGCACAGUUUCUUCAUAUUAAUAUGAAAUAAUUUAAAAUCUACAAAUAUUGGUCAGACUGCUUUACACUAUAGGGUUUUUCCAAUACUCAGCUUUGUCCAUCUCAGACUUAAAAGUUGUUAGCCCAAUAAUGAGUCACAUUGUGGCACCAAAGCAUAAAACGAUAUGCAACAGACCAAAAUAUUGAGGUAUUUCUGUUAAAUCGGAACAAGGCAGGCGUAAGUUCAGGAUUCUUUUUAAGUGACAAAGCCCCGACAUGGAGAAGCACGGUAUUGUAAACCACCAAAAUGCAGGAUCUUUAACUCUAGGAGCUUUUUAGACGUAAGACAUCUCUGCGCUAGUAAGCAAGUGAAAUGUUUGUUUCACAAAACAUUAAAAAUGCAAUGCUUUAUCAGUUAACAUAUAGUAGAGGGCUAAACCAAAUACCGAACUACACAUGUGCAUCGACCAAUGCAACAUUCCUUCAAAAGUCAUUCACGUGCACCAUUUUGAAAUUUGUAUUUUUUUGGCAAAAAAAAAAACAAUUGCAGAGUUUAGUGUUGUUUUCAUUAAGAAUCUCAGAAAAUGGUUCAUUAAUAAAUGUUUUACAGGUACGAACAUUGGCAGAAGUGCAGAGAUCUUGAAAAAAACAUGACUUGCUCUAAAAAUGGUAGUUUCAAAGUACAUAA
This is a messenger RNA of Acanthaster planci (crown-of-thorns starfish), 2949 nucleotides long. RefSeq lists its product as uncharacterized. Lineage: Eukaryota; Metazoa; Echinodermata; Asteroidea; Valvatida; Acanthasteridae. The record is from RefSeq and is a predicted model, not a curated record.